GCCAACAAAACUGACAUUGACAUGGCGCAGCUGUCAAAAGUUGACAUAACCAUAACUUCCAAUUAAUUUUCCACAAUAAACAUCCGUGUUUUGCAAGAAAAUGCUCCGGGAUCUUUACAAUGGACUGCCUGAACGUUGCUGAAUGGUCCCCGGCGCAAGUGGAAGGAUGGCUGAAAGGUCUGGGUGGCCCGGUGGGCGGGUACGCGGCGGGGCUGCGCGCGCGCGGGUUGGACGGCGCCAAGCUGCUGAUGCUGCGCUGCGACGACCUCCAACACCUCGGCAUGCCCACCAUCGGCCACCAGGAGUUGCUGCUGGAAGCUGUUGAGCAUCUCCGCAAUUUUCAAUACGAGACCUCACGCGAGUGCGUGCAGCAGAUGGCGCUGCGAGUGUCCGUGGCGGCCACCGGGCUCGCGCGGGCUCUGGCGGGGGGCUGCGAGCGGCUCGAGACUCAGGCCCUCAUGGAUGUGGCCCGUGCAGUGGCGGCUGUCAAGGCGCUGGUGUGCUGGCUGGCCCGCUUCCCGAUGUCGGGCGGCAUGCUGCGGGACCGCGCGGCGCACCUGCUCGGCCUCUGCCUCGAGGCGGCCACGUGCGCGCAGCGGGACCGCUUCGCCGAGCAGCCCGCCCGCACCGUCGCCUGCGCCGCCGCCGCCGCCGCCGCCUCCGCCGACACCAUCGUGCAGCACGUGUCGGACUCGUUCGUGCUGGCGCCGGCGACGCUGGAGACGGUGUCGCUGCGCCAGGCCGGCAAGCCGCUGGGCUUCUCCGUGCUGCCUUCUCUGAGCGGGCACCUGCAGCUGGCUAACAUCCGCUUCGGGUCCCCGGCGCACGCUUCGGGGGCCGUCCACGAGGGCGAUGAGAUCGUACAGGUGGGCGGACAGUGCGUGGUGGGCUGGAGCGGCGCUGCCGUGGAGAGCGCAUGCGCGGAGCGGGCGACGGGCGGCGGCGAGCUGCUGCUGCGGCUGCGGCGGCGCGGCGCCCGUGUGUGCGUGCAGACGAGGAGGGACAGGUGUGUGUGUGUGCAGUGCGUGGUGGGCUGGAGCGGAGCUGCCGUGGAGAGCGCAUGCGCGGAGCGGGCGACGGGCGGCGGCGAGCUGCUGCUGCGGCUGCGGCGGCGCGGCGCCCGUGUGUGCGUGCAGACGAGGAGGGACAGGUGUGUGUGUGUGCAGUGCGUGGUGGGCUGGAGCGGAGCUGCCGUGGAGAGCGCAUGCGCGGAGCGGGCGACGGGCGGCGGCGAGCUGCUGCUGCGGCUGCGGCGGCGCGGCGCCCGUGUGUGCGUGCAGACGAGGAGGGACAGGUGUGUGUGUGUGCAGUGCGUGGUGGGCUGGAGCGGAGCUGCCGUGGAGAGCGCAUGCGCGGAGCGGGCGACGGGCGGCGGCGAGCUGCUGCUGCGGCUGCGGCGGCGCGGCGCCCGUGUGUGCGUGCAGACGAGGAGGGACAGGAAAGUGUGCGCCGGCCGCCUGGAGCCGGAGCCCGGGGUCCGCCUGGCGCCGCCCGCGCCCGCGUCCGCGUCCGCGCAUGCGCAUGCGCCCUCGCCCGCGCCCGCGCCGGCGCCCGACGACUCCUCCUCCGACGAGCCCGCGUCGCCCACGCUCCCGCUGGACCGCAGGAUGUACCCGCCGCCCCCGCGCGCGCUCGCCGCGCGGCGCCACUCCGUCUGCGGCGGCUCCCCCACCGCCCCUCGGCCUCGGCGCGGCCUCGACCAGCUGUGGUGCUCGCUGCAGCAGGCGCGCGUCGACCUGCACUACCGGCGGGACAAGGCGGUGUCGUGCAGCACGGGCUUGGAGCUGUCCCCGCGGGCGCGUCCGCUGACGUGCCCCGGUCCCGGUCCCGGCGCCCCCGCCCCGGGCCCCGCCCCCGCCCCCGCCCCCGACCCGGACCCGCCCCGGCGCGAGGAGCGCCCGCGCGGCAAGCUCGACAAGAGCCACUCCACGCCCGCCUACGACUUCCACGCCGAGCCGCCCGGCCCGCUGACGCAGCAGGUGAUCCCCGAAUCCCCGACGACGCCUGCCGAAUCGCCGACAGUGUUCGUGCACUCCGCCGAGAAGGCCGACCAGAUCCUCGACUUCAAAAAGUCCAGCUCGCAGAUCGAAGAGGCCAUUUUGCAGAAGAGGAGGCUCACGGACGAGAGCAACGAGUUCGCAUUCGGCGAGGCCGAGACGGGUCCGGAAAUGGUCGAGGCUGUUAAUGUCAAUGUCAAAGGGCGCGUGCGGCGUCUGUCGGCUAAAAGUCCGCAGGAGGAGCGCUCGCUGUCCGUGAGCGAGGCGGUCCGCAACAUCCAGGAGUCGCUGACGCGGGCGCCGCCCCCUCCCCUGCGCCCCGCGCACCCCCCCGCGCGCCCGCGCCCCGCGCCGCUCCCCUACCCCGCGCUGCGCCCCGUGCCGCCCGAGCCCGCCCCCACCAGCCCGCCCAGGCCGCACAGGAUCGACGUGUCGCAGAUAUCCGUACCGCUCCGGCACCUGACGCGGCACGACCUGCAUGUGCCACCCGCGGAGCCCCCGACGCGGCCCGCCCCGCCCGGUGCGCAGGGCCCCGGUCCGCAGGGCUCCGGGCUGCAGAGCUCCGGGUCGCAGGGCUCCGGGCCGCCGGGCUUCGGGCCGCAGAGCUCCGGGCCGCAGGGCUCCGGGCUGCCGGGCCCGCGGCCCGAGGCGCCCGGCGCGACCAACGCACCCACCCGCGGCAUCUUCCCGACGUACAAGUCCAAGAGCUUGAAGAAAAAGAACUCCCUACUUGCCAAACGUCGCGGCGUGGCCGCACGCGCGCUGGCGGGCGGUGCGGGGUGUGCGGGCGGUGCGGGGUGUGCGGGGGGCGCGGGGGGCGCCGUGUGGCAGCGAGUGCGCGCGCGCGGGCAGCAGCAGGCGCGCUGGGCGAGGAGGCAUCUGCUGCUCGCCGACACCACGUUGUACGCUUACAGGAGCCCAGAGGGCACACGGGCGGACUGCAUGAUCCAGCUGGCAGGCUUCACCGCCGCCGCAGCAGGGGAGGUGAAGUCGCGACCGCACGCCUUCAAGGUCUACCACACCGGCACCGCCUUCUACUUCGCGUGCGACAGCGCCGACGCCACCCGCGCCUGGCUCGACCUCAUCACCCGCGCCACGCACGACCAGCCCGCGCCCGUGAGUGUUGCUCCCUGCAGGGCUACCACACCGGCACCGCCUUCUACUUCGCGUGCGACAGCGCCGACGCCACCCGCGCCUGGCUCGACCUCAUCACCCGCGCCACGCACGACCAGCCCGCGCCCGUGAGUGUUGCUCCCUGCAGGGCUACCACACCGGCACCGCCUUCUACUUCGCGUGCGACAGCGCCGACGCCACCCGCGCCUGGCUCGACCUCAUCACCCGCGCCACGCACGACCAGCCCGCGCCCGUGAGUGUUGCUCCCUGCAGGGCUACCACACCGGCACCGCCUUCUACUUCGCGUGCGACAGCGCCGACGCCACCCGCGCCUGGCUCGACCUCAUCACCCGCGCCACGCACGACCAGCCCGCGCCCUUAUCAGCGGACCUACUGAAGCAGUACUCCGAGACGGACUACUCCACGGACUCGGACAUCGAGGCCGAGAGGCCGAGAGAUCGCGAACGCGACAACAAGGACAAGGAGAAGGACAAGUCGAAGUUCGGCUCGCUUAAGAAACUGACACAUCGCAUGCAUAGGAGCGAGUCGACGGAGACGGUGGGCGCGGCGAGUCUCGACCGCAAGUAUCUGCGCUUCUUCUCAAGGAACAAGAACAAAGACGACAAAAAGAGCAAGCAGUCCCUGGUGCCGGUGCCGACGGAGCACUACCGCAGCUACCGGCGGCCGUCACAGUCGCAGGCCGAGUCCUCGCCGGCCUCCCCGGCCUCCGCGGCCUCUUCGGCCUCCGCGGCCUCCCCGGCCUCGCAGCCCCCGCAGGUGCCGCUGCUGCAGGCUCCGCCCGCGCCGCCGAGGAAGCCGCAUAAUUAUAUGCACGCUUCUAAUCCGAAUUUGCUGGAGUUCGGCAACAACGACAUCGUGGCGUCCCGCAUCUUCAUCCCGCGGCCCGCGCCCGCCUCCUUCUCCGGCUUCGUUACUCUCGAGGAGUUCAUGCUGCAGAAGCAGGAGGAGGACCGUCGCGAGCUGUACACCAACCGCGUGCUGCUGGGCGUGGAGGCGGGCUCGCUGCGAAGGCGGCUCGACCGGGUCGUGCCCGACGUGCUGUACGGCACCUCCCGGGUCGAGCCCGAGCACAGGUGACUACGACAGGGUGCUGCCGGGCGUGGAGGCGGGCUCGCUGCGGAGGCGGCUCGACCGGGUCGUGCCCGACGUGCUGUACGGCACCUCCCGGGUCGAGCCCGAGCACAGGUGACUACGACAGGGUGCUGCCGGGCGUGGAGGCGGGCUCGCUGCGGAGGCGGCUCGACCGGGUCGUGCCCGACGUGUUGUACGGCACCUCCCGGGUCGAGCCCGAGCACAGGUGACUACGACAGGGUGCUGCCGGGCGUGGAGGCGGGCUCGCUGCGGAGGCGGCUCGACCGGGUCGUGCCCGACGUGCUGUACGGCACCUCCCGGGUCGAGCCCGAGCACAGCCCGGAGCCUCCCGCGGCCGCGUCGCGCACGCUCCCGCCGCACGGCGCGCACGUCGCGCACGGCGCACACGGCACGCACGGCGCGCACGGCGUGCACUCGGCGCACGUGCAGGCGCGCUCGCUGCCGCGCACGCCGCCGCCACGCGUGGCCGCGCGCCCCGCCCGCGACCUCAAGCCCAUCUCCGUCAAGGGCAAGGAUGGAUAUGAGAAGAUAGUGUACACAGGGGAGAAGCCGAUCGGAGCCGAGCGCAUGCGUCGGCCGUCGCCGCCGUCCGACCACGCCUGCGCCGGCACUCCCGGCCCCGGCCCCGGCCCCGGCCCCAGCCCCAGCCCCAGGCACGAUAAGGGCCCGAGCGGCGCGCGGCGCGUGGCUCCGCUGCAGCACUCCCCCGCGUCCGCGCCCCACACACCGGACAGUGCGCCGGCGUCGAGCGCGGGGGCGGGGGCGGGCGCGGGGGCGGGCGCGGGCGCGGGCGUGUCGCGGCUGCGGCUCAUGUUCGGGCGCAGCGCGUCGAGGGACACCUCGAGACAGGAGUCGUCGUCGUCAGCGGGCACGCCGCCGGCGGGCUCGGGCGCGGGGUCGGGGGCGGGGGCGGGGGUGGGUGAGACGGGGGCGGGGACGGGGGCGGGGACGCGCACGGAGUGGGCGUGGCGCACGCACCACUACCCGCACCUGCAGUGCCCGCCCACGUUCGUGCCGGAGACGUACUCGCUGGCCGCGGCCGCGCGCCGCCCGCGCCCGCACCCCCCGCCCUCCUGA
This is a messenger RNA of Cydia strobilella, 5300 nucleotides long. RefSeq lists its product as uncharacterized. The transcript is spliced from 21 exons. NCBI's taxonomy places the organism in Eukaryota, Metazoa, Arthropoda, Insecta, Lepidoptera, Tortricidae. The record is from RefSeq and is a predicted model, not a curated record. Gene Ontology annotation, molecular function: protein binding.